Fusarium oxysporum Fo47 is the source of this 1172-nucleotide messenger RNA. Its product is annotated as inositol monophosphatase. The transcript is spliced from 5 exons. NCBI's taxonomy places the organism in Eukaryota, Fungi, Ascomycota, Sordariomycetes, Hypocreales, Nectriaceae. The coding region runs from base 124 to 1119 and encodes 331 amino acids. Gene Ontology annotation, molecular function: inositol monophosphate 1-phosphatase activity. The record is from RefSeq and is a predicted model, not a curated record. Gene Ontology annotation, biological process: signal transduction; phosphatidylinositol phosphate biosynthetic process; inositol metabolic process.
CGCGGAAAACACUCAAUCAACGGUUUCAUACGGCAUUUGCUACGGACAAAACAGUUACAAGACCACUGUUUGGCUUUUAUCCUUUUUCUGCGUCUUCUGGAAAAACAAUAGUUUCAAACAAUAAUGGAGCAGCACGAAUUGAACGACAUUUACGCUUUUGCCGUGCAGCUCGGCAAGGAUGCCGGUGACAUGCUCAUGGCGGCUGCUCAGCGCCGGAUCGAUGGGAAUGGGGAGUCUUCGAGUGCUGUUUCGUAUGUUGAGAAAGAGAACUCGGUAGAUAUCGUGACAAAGACAGACAAUGAUGUUGAGAACUUUAUUCGCACAACUGUUCUCAGUAAAUAUCCCGAUCAUGGAUUCCUCGGGGAAGAGUCCUACUCUGCUGGUGCUUCGCGAACAUAUCUCGUUGAAGACAAACCGACAUGGGUAGUUGAUCCUCUCGAUGGCACCGUCAACUUCACACAUCUCUUCCCCAUGUUCUGCGUGUCAAUCGCUCUAGUGGUCAAGGGUGUUCCAGUCAUUGGCGUCAUCAACGCACCCUUCCUACGCCAAUUCUUCUCAUCAUGCACAGGACGAGGUGCAUGGCUCAAUGAGACACAGCGACUACCGUUGAUCAGAAACCCGAUUCCUCCGAUGCCUGCUAAUGCACCUAGCGGCUGUACGUUUUCGUGUGAAUGGGGCAAGGACCGUCGCGACAUUCCAGAUGGCAACAUGUCGCGAAAGGUCGAGUCUUUUGUCAACAUGGCUUCGGAGAGAAAUGGCAGGGGAGGAAAGGGUGGUAUGGUCCAUGGCAUGCGAAGCUUGGGCAGCGCGACGUUGGAUCUUGCGUAUACCGCUAUGGGAUCUUUCGACAUCUGGUGGGAGGGUGGAUGCUGGGAAUGGGACGUCGCGGCUGGUUUCGCGAUUCUCGAGGAGGCUGGUGGCCUUGUAACAACCGCCAAUCCUCCCAGUGACCCAGAGACUGCCGACAUUACAAGAGCACAUCUUGGGGGACGGCUGUAUCUGGCCAUACGCCCCGCAGGUCCAUCAGAAACAGAAACUGGACGACAGACACAAGAACGAACAGUGAGGGAGGUCUGGAAACGAGUCCGAGAAUUAGAUUAUAAGCGCCCAGGCGUAUGAACAGCCUCAGCAAUAUGAACAUAAUAAACAUAUAGAACAUCAUUCGAUGAGUA